AUAGGCCUGACAGCAUCUGUGGAGAGAGAAACAGCGUUGACGUUUUGAGUCCGUAUGACCCUUCUUCAGAGGUCAUACGGACUGCUGUCAGUUGAGCUGCAGUGCCAUCUAAUGCCAGGGUAAUGAAUGAGCUUUGGACUCCAAUUGCGAAGCAUUACAACCCACUUAAAGCUGGAAGCAUCGAUGGCACAGAUGAGGAGCCACAUGACCGAGCUGUCUCCAGGGCAAUUGCAGCCAAGUAUAGACCAAACAAGGGAGUGUUAGGAGACCCUCAUCUGACACUCUUUGUUGCUAGGUUGAAUCCUCAGACAUCUGAAGAGAAGCUAAAAGACACUUUUUCCAGAUUUGGGGACAUUCGCAGACUGAGGCUUGUGCGUGACAUUGUCACUGGCUUUUCCAAAUGCUAUGGCUUCAUCGAAUACAAGGAUGAGCGCUCAUUACUGAAGGCACAUCGGGAUAGCAAUAAAUUAGUGGUGGACCAGAAUGAAAUAUUUGUGGAUUUUGAAUUGGAGCGCACUUUGAAAGGAUGGGUCCCAAGGAGACUUGGAGGGGGAUUAGGUGGUAAAAAGGAAUCGGGCCAGCUACGGUUUGGUGGGCGAGAUCGUCCAUUCAGGAAACCUAUCAGUCUCCCAGCACUGAAAGCAGAACUGUACACAGAGGGGCAAGCAGACAAACUGGAUAGAUCAAGUUCCAGAGAGCUAUCAAGGGAUAGCUGGCAGUGGGAGAGAGGCCGAGACUGGGAAAGGCAAAGAGAAAGAGAGGAGAGAGGCAAGGAAAGAGAAAAGCGCGAACGAGAUAGAGAGCGAUACAGAAGCAGGGAAAGAGAUCAUAAACGACAAAGAGAUGAAGAUCGAUGUAAACAGGAAGAUAGACACCAACGCAGGAACAGGCAUAAAACCCGAAGAUAGAAGCUGAAUGAGAGGUUUACCUUCCUUGGGAAAUGAAAGUAAAGGUACCUUGUCGGGCCCUAUUUCACCACAGUCAUCUAUUAUUUUUAUGGCACAAAAAUAGCUGUGGUGUAUGAGAUAACAUUCACAACUUGCUCAUGAGCUGCUAUAAGUUAUUGGAGAGGGAAGGUUGUGUCAGUUCUAUGAAAGUUCUGUGUUUAAAAACAAAAAUGUGAUAUUAAUUUCCUUCAGUUUUCUGCCCGCAUUUCCUCGGCGCUAGGGUACCAGUCACCCUCUACGAUCUCUCUUAACUGUCCACACUUGAAGGACCCAAGAGAGUGGGAAGGAGGUCUAUCCUCACUUAGCAACCACACAGCAGGAACUAUGUCUAACAGCUCCCCUCUCCUUCACCCAACCCAGUAGCCCAAGAGAAGUGAAGUUAAUUGUAACAAGCCAAUUGUUACAGCUAACAAUGACGGCAUUUAUCAAACAGGAACCAGAGACCUUUGUUGUUCAUGUUGCUCAGUACUAGAUUGUAUAUUUAUCCAGUAAAUCAUUGUGUGGAAGUUGAUAAUUUUUCCCACUUUUUCAUGCAAUUCUUAAUUGAAGUUGCAAAUAUCUGGCUCUUGUAAUCACUUAAAAUGCUGAUUUUGUUUUAUGCAGUCCUAGAUUUUAUGGUAUUGUAUACUGCUAAAUUUGAAUAAAAGACCUGUUUCUGUUCAGCUUGAACAACUACGAAGUGAGAAUAUAUUAGCUGAAUUUCAUUAAAUAUAUUUCUAGUUU
This is a messenger RNA of Carcharodon carcharias (great white shark), 1670 nucleotides long. It is a transcript of the gene snrnp35, whose product is annotated as small nuclear ribonucleoprotein 35 (U11/U12). Lineage: Eukaryota; Metazoa; Chordata; Chondrichthyes; Lamniformes; Lamnidae. Gene Ontology annotation, molecular function: snRNA binding; mRNA binding. Gene Ontology annotation, cellular component: U12-type spliceosomal complex; precatalytic spliceosome. The transcript has 2 exons. The record is from RefSeq and is a predicted model, not a curated record. Gene Ontology annotation, biological process: mRNA splicing, via spliceosome. The coding region runs from base 123 to 908 and encodes 261 amino acids.